Molecule: messenger RNA, 1089 nt
Organism: Yamadazyma jaroonii
Lineage: Eukaryota; Fungi; Ascomycota; Pichiomycetes; Serinales; Debaryomycetaceae
Source: the annotation of a GenBank genome assembly
AUGACAAGCACUAUUCCAGCAUACACUUCAACAAUACUCGUUAAAAACAGUCCCACUGGGAUGAUGAAUGCUGGAGUUGGUGCACCAGACUCCACUUUUGAGAUAGUCAGACAACCUUUAGGAGAAUUAGCCCGUGGAGAAGUCUUGGUGAAGAACUUAUACAUCUCCAAUGAUCCUGUACAAAGGGUAUGGAUAGAAAAAGACAUCCCUGAAGGUGCUGUAUAUAUCACUCCAAUCAAAGCUGGCGAGCCCAUGCAAUGUUAUUCAGUUGUAAAAGUAUUAAAAUCGAACGAUCCUCGUUAUAAGACAGGAGAUUUAGUACCUACAAUGAGUAAAUGGGGUGAUAAUGUUGUUCUUUCAUCGAUGAUGGGUUCAAAAAUCAUAAAAUCUCUUGGCUUUUCGUUUACCGAUUACCUCGAUGCUGUUGGAGGUACUGGUCUAGCAGCAUACUUUGGAUUGUUCGAGGUCGCUAAAUUAAAAAAAUCUGAUGUUCUUGUAGUUUCUGGAGCUUCAGGGGCUACUGGGUCUAUGGCUAUUCAAAUUGCAAAGAAGAUCAUAGGCGCUAAAAAAGUUAUCGGUAUUGCUGGUGGCCAGGCUAAAUGUCAGUUUGUAAGAUCUUUAGGUGCUGAUGAAUGUGUGGAUUAUAAAGAUGGUGAUUUUUCCAAUAACAUGCAAAAAGCGUUAGGAGAUGAUGAAUGUGACGUCUUCUUCGAUGGGGUCGGAGGAAAGAUUUUAGAUGAUAUGAUGCUUUUGAUCAAAAGACAUGGGACCAUCAUUGCUUGUGGAUCAGUAUCAGCUUAUAAUACUACAGACUCUGCUAUUUAUAAUUGGGGUUGUAUAACCAUGAGAAGAUUACAUGUUCAUGGAUUUGUUCUUCUGGAUCACUAUAACGAUUUCUUCAAAGCUACCUUGUGGAUGUGGUGGUACAUUAGAAGAGGAUACAUUAGAGUAGAUGAAUCACAAACCGAGUUAGUAGAUUUAACUGAAACUCCCGAUGCAGUGGCCCAAAUCCCCGUGGUAUUCAAUAGGUUAUUCAACGGUCAGAAAAAGAACGGUAAACUAGUUACCAAGUUAUCCGACCCCGUUUAA